UUGGGCAUAGGGGCCACUUCCUACAUUAUUUCUGCUCAGAGGAGAGAGCGAGCGGUCUUAGUUUGAACAAAAUGGCUGCAAGAACGCUGUCAACGAGAGCUCACUGAACGCAUUAUGACUGUCCACUCCUACAUUUGGAUUUUUCGAGAAUGUAUUUUCUUGGAUUCGUUUUUCAAUUUGCAUUCGUAGUAGCAAGGUCGUCGGUCAGAUGUUGUUGCUAACCUGCUAGCUCCUCAGCUAGCGGCCUAAACACAAAAUAUUUCAUUUUGCACUUUAACCCAAGUCGGCUAGCUAGCUAGCAAUUUUCGUCGACAAUUUACUGAAAUCUGCCUGUUUUCUUUAAUUUACAAAUGACUCCUUACAACAGUCAAUGACUAAUGCCAACUAGCUAACGUUAACAACUCAGCUACUUUUUGAGUCGAAUUGUUUCUGUUUUUUCGUUUUGCUGCUUUUUUCGAUAUUUUUUUCUAUAACGUGAUACUUUUGACGUUUAGCAUUGCUUUGUGUUGCGAAAAUUGUCCUUUUAGUGCAUCGUUGCGCUAAAAUACAAAGUUCUUGCUGUGUGUUUUUCAAGUAUCGAUCUCGGUAUUUUUGUUAUGAAGCUGCUCAAACAGUUAUCCAGUCAGUCAGUAAGCCCCUGCAGCACGAGAGCUGAAGGUGGCUAAUGCUAGCUAGCUGGAUAACUGCGAAGACAAAAUUCCUGAUUUGUCAUUUACGGGUAUUUUUCGGAAAAGGCACAGGAGAAUGCUUUUCUGCAUCAUUCUCUGCCAUGCACCAACUUUGUAUUGAAAGCUGCCAAAGCUCAACGUGUGAUUACGCAAGCUGAGAGAAGCUAACAACACGAAGAGAACCAUUUGAUGGAAGAAAAUAAAAAUAAAAAGCAAGAAAAGACCAAGAAGGAAGCUGCUCAGAAACAGGCUGCUGACCUGAAAACCAAAGUGCCAGAGCCAGCUAAGCCCAGCCCCGGUCCCCUCCACCACCCCACCACCUGUGUGACCCUGCCCCAGGCCUCACACCCCCCCUCCUCCUCCUCUUCAGUCAGAACCAAUGGGAAGCGCGCCCCCCCUAGCACCCAGCAAACACCACAGCAGCAGACCCCACCUCAGCCUCCGUCGUCCUCAGGCCCCCGCUACCCGCCCCGUGAGGUGCCCCCGCGUUUCCGCCAGCAGGAGCACAAGCAGCUACUGAAGAGGGGCCAGCCACUGCCCGCCGGAGCCCUGAGUAGCCUCACCGUGACCCCUGCCUCCGACCCGCUCACCCCCGGUGCCCCCGCUUCUUCCUCCGCAGGCAAGCGCCACACAGACCUGCCCUUCCAGAGUGGUCCUGGUGCUCAGUAUGAGAAUCCCCACUGGGGAGCCUUACCACCAGCCACCGACCGCAGCAGCACCACCAGUAGUAGCUGGGAUCAAGUAAUCAUUGACGGGAGCGACACCGAGGCCUGGCCCUCCAUCAGUCGCAGCAGCGACAGCCGACCAGCGAAUCCUUCAGAAUGUGCCACAGCCGCUGACUGUACGAACCCAGAGACCAGCAGCAACAUGAGCAUGGCCGCGGGGGCUACUAGCCAGCAGGCCCACUACGCCUCUCUCAAAACUAACGUAGCUAGCAUGAUGCAGCCUGGCGGUGGCCAGGGAGUUGGAGCCAUCGGCAGCAGGGGCUGGGGCUCCGGAUCAGGCCCCAUCACCAUGGGCCCCACUGAGGGAGCCAAACCCGACGGCCUAGGGCCCAACAUGGGCCGGAGUGGAGGAGCACCCGGCUGGAACUCCCAGCCCAGCUUUAGCCUGAACCUGAACCCCAACGCCAACCCCUCGGCCUGGCCCGUGCUGGGGCAAGAGGGGGCUGGAGGUGGCCCCAACCCUGCCUCACUACCUUCCAACGGCAGCCUGGGCAACGGUAGCCUGGGAGGGGACGAGAACAACAGCAGCACCUGGGGAGGCAUGAUGAGCCCUGACACCCCGUCCUCCAAUAAGAAUGUGUCUUUCAGCAGCAUGGAACAUCCCAACCUUAACACUGACGGACAAAACAGCCACCACACUAAGCAGCCACUCAGCCCCAUCCACGGCCUGCCUGGCUGGGGAGGCCAGUCUCCUACAGAGUCCUCCCAGCUCAACGGAGACGCAGGGAGCUCCGUCUGGGGCAACGGAGACACCAAGACAUCCGCUGACUCCUCCUCCAAGAACGCAGGCUGGGACUCAGCACCCUCCGGAGGCAUGUCCGGCUGGGGCCACUCUGGCAGCGGAGGAGACGGGAGUGGCGGUGGAGAAGGAGGCUGGGGAGGAGACUGGGGGAAGCCCUCCAGCGGUGGAGGCGAGGCCAAAGGAGGCUGGGAUGCCUCAGAUGGCCAACCCCAGGACCAGCAGGUAAGCUCCUGGGGCCAGCCAACCCCGGCCCCGACUAGUGAGGGUAGCGGAAGCGGGGGCAGCGAGGGGCGCUCCCACCGCAGAGACGGGACCGGCAGCGAGGACGGAGGCCCCCCUCCCCUGCCUCGCCAAGACCUGGACCCCCGGGUGCUCUGCAACACAGGCUGGGGCCAGACGCCUGUCCGCCAGCACACCUCCUGGGAGAUGGAGGAGCAGCGCGCCGCCAACGAGAGGAAAACCAGCGAGAUAAGGGGAGGCGCUGGAGGGGACACUUGGAAGGGCUCCAACAGCCCCUCUUCCGGAUCCCCACCGGACCCCCGGAACGGGGGAGCCAACCCCAACCUGGGACCAUCUCAGAGGCCAGGCUCAGGGGACUCCGGAGGCAAGAGCGAGGGCCCCUCAGGCUGGGGAGGCCCUCCACCCUCAGACUGGGGGGAGCAGCCUGUCAACAAGGCCCCCAACGGUUCCGUCAGUGGCUGGGGGGAGCCCAUGGCCCAAGGCCACAACACCACAAACAAUGGCCCCAAGAGUGGAGUUCAAUCCUGGGGUGUCCCUGAGGGGAAGUCCUCCCCUACCUGGGACGACGGGCCAACCAAGACCCAGCAGAACCAGUCCCAGAGCUGGGGAGAGGGUCCCAAGUCCUCCCACGGCUGGGGCUCCGGCCACGGAAGUGGCAGCCAUGGCUCCAACGGCUCCAAUGGAGGAGAGUGGAGAGAACCGGCCGAGGUGAAGAAGAAUGGCUUCUCCAGCCACAUGUGGGAAGGAGAAGGAGGAAAUGGACGAGGAGGAGGGUGGAAGGACAGCCCCAGAGGAGGUGGAGGAAAUGGGGGCGGCUGGGCGUCGAAGCCUGCUCCUGCUGUUGGAGGUGGUGGCUGGGGGGAGACCCAGCAUCCCAACAGCCCAGCACCAGGAUGGGGCUCCAAGCCCCAGGAAAGCCCCAACGGCCCAGCACCAGGAUGGGGCUCCAAGCCCCAGGAAAGCCCCAACGGCCCAGCACCAGGAUGGGGCUCCAAGCCCCGGGAAAGCCCCAACGGCCCAGCACCAGGAUGGGGCUCCAAGCCCCAGGAAAGCCCCAACGGCCCAGCACCAGGAUGGGGCUCCAAGCCCCAGGAAAGCCCCAACAGUCCAGCACCAGGAUGGGGCUCCAAGCCCCAGGAAAGCCCCAACAGUCCAGCACCAGGAUGGGGCUCCAAGCCCCAGGAAAGCCACAACGGCCCAGCACCAGGAUGGGGCUCCAAGCCCCAGGAAAGCCCCAACGGAAAUAGUGGUGGUGUUGGAACGGGAGGCGGCAGCAUGGGGUCCUGGGGCGGCCCUGCAUCUGUAAGGCAGAGUUCCAACCCCGGCUGGGGCCCAGGGAGCUCCGGAGCCAAACCCGACCCAGCGAUGGAGCCCACCGGCUGGGAGGAACCCUCUCCUCCCUCCAUCCGCCGCAAGAUGGAGAUCGAUGACGGCACGUCCACCUGGGGAGACCCUAGCGCCUACAACAAGACCGUGAAUAUGUGGGACCGCAACAACCCCACUGGAGGUAAUGGUAACCAAGGCAACAACCCCACCCAGCCGCCGACCAGCAAGAGCAAUGGAGGCAUGGCCGUCAACAACAGCCACAAGCACUCCUCUGUCCCCCCUAGCAACAACAAUCACCACCACAUGAACCACCACCACCCGCACCACGGACCACCCCCGCCACACAGCCAGCACCACGGCAACAACAAUGGAUCCCCCAACACCGCCGCCCCGCACCAGGGCGGAGGACCCCAGGGCAGGCCACCUAUGGCCAACCCAGGCUGGGGGGAGCUGCCCAGUGUCCAGCAGCCCAAGCCAGAGCCGGCAUGGGGGGAACCCGCUGGCCCCUCUCCUGCAGUGGACAACGGCACCUCUGCCUGGGGCAAACCCCCUGGUGUUCCUGGAGGCUGGGGCGAUGGGGGGCACGAGCCCAAUGGACCCUACAGAAGGGGAAACAACGGACCCUCUGGACCUGCACCCUGCAAGCCAGCCCCCAAAUCUAUGCAAGACGGCUGGGGAGGCGGGAGGGAGGAGGAGAUGGGCAUGUCUUCUGGCCAAUGGGAUGCUGACGCCGGAGACAUGUGGAACAGCCCCGCCUCCCAGGAGAGCAGCUCCUCCUGUAACUCGUGGGGCCAGCCGCCCAAGAAGGGCCCGCCCAAGGGCAAGAUGGGCAACCAGCCAGACGAAGCCUGGAUCAUGAACCGUCUCAUCAAGCAGCUCACUGACAUGGGCUUCCCGAGGGAUCCUGCCGAGGAGGCUCUGAAGAGCAACAACAUGAACCUGGAUCAGGCCAUGAGCGCUUUGUUGGAGAAGAAGACUGAACUGGACAAGCGGGGCAUGGGCAUGUCAGACUACAACAACGGGAUGAACAAGCCGCUGGGUUGCCGUCCCCAGGCCCUCUCCAAAGACCCCUCCUCGGACCGCAGCCCAUUCCUAGACAAGGACGGUGGUUUGUCAGAUGACGUCCCCCCCUCACCGUUUCUGCCUUCUCCCGUCAGCCUGAAGCUCCCCCUGGUUAACAACCUGCAGCCUGGGCUGCCCCUGGGCUCCCCGGGGCUCAACAUGCAGAACUUGAACAACAGACAGAUGCAGAGUGGAAUGUUGGGCAGUAGUGGAGCAGCACUAUCCCGGGCCAUGCAGCAGCCGCCUCCUCAGCCGUCAGUGCCGCCUCUCGGCUCCUCCCAGCCUAGUCUACGCGCUCAAGUGCCUCAGUUUCUCACCCCUCAGGUUCAAGCACAGCUCUUGCAGUUUGCCGCAAAAAACAUUGGUCUGAACCCUGCACUUUUAACCUCACCAAUAAACCCUCAACAAAUGACCCUGUUGUACCAACUUCAGCAACUGCAAAUGGCGUACCAGCGUUUACAAAUCCAGCAGCAGAUGAUGCAAGCUCAGCGCAACGUCUCCGGCCCCAUCAGACAACAAGAGCAGCAAGUUGCACGUACAAUCAGUAACAUGCAGCAGCAGAUCCAACAGCACCAGCGUCAGCUGUACCAGGCCCUGCUGAUGAAGCAGCAGCCCCCCGGCUCCCACUCCGGCCUGCACCCCGGCCAAGGCAAAUCAGCCCUGGACUCGUUCCCAGGCCACCCCCAGGCACCGGGCCUCUCCGACCUGCACACCAAAGAGCCGCAGUCUUCUCCCAGCUCCUACAGCCCCUACCCCCUCUCUGGACUCAAUCCAAACAUGAAUGUAAACUGCAUGGAGGUGGGGGGCCUGUCCAUGAAGGAGCCUCCCCAGCCCCAGUCCCGUCUGUCCCAGUGGACCCACCCCAACUCCAUGGACAGCCUCUCUGGAAACUCCUCCCACAUGGAGACCAACCUCAAUAAGCACGGUGCCAUUUCAGCUGCUUCUAACCUGGGCCCCCCUGGAAAGCCCCCCCACAUGGAUGACUCCUACAGCCCAUACAGUAUGAUGGGUGGGUCUGAGUCUCCCACCUCCCCCCUGGUUCCCCCUGACAGCUGGGGCCAGGUACCAGGAAAGAGCCCCAAGGACCAGAUCACAAAUGGAACGAAUAUCAACUGGCCCCCAGAGUUCUGUCCAGGCGUGCCCUGGAAGGGCCUGCAGAACAUUGACCCUGAGAACGACCCCAACAUGACCCCAGGAAGUGUUCCCAGCGGCCCCACCAUCAACACCAACAUCCAGGAUGUCAACCGCUACCUGCUCCGGGACCGCAGCGGAGGUAAACUAUCUGACAUGAAGUCCACCUGGUCACCCGGGCCCAUCUCCCAUCCCUCCCAGGCCUCUCUAUCCCACGAGCUGUGGAAGGUCCCCCAGGGGCCCCGUAACAACACAGCCCCUUCAAGGCCACCUCCUGGCCUCACCAACCCCGCCAAGCCCUCCUCCACCUGGGGAGGAAACUCCUUGGGCCUGGCCCAAGGCUGGAGCAGCUCGUACACCUCAGAGGGCACCACCUGGAGCACAGACAGCUCCAACAGGACCAGUAGCUGGCUGGUACUGAGGAACCUCACCCCCCAGAUAGACGGCUCCACCCUGCGGACGCUGUGCAUGCAGCACGGCCCCCUCAUCACAUUCCACCUCUUCCUGACCCAGGGAAACGCUGUGGUGCGAUACAGCUCCAAGGAGGAGGCUGCCAAGGCCCAGAAGUCCCUGCACAUGUGUGUGCUGGGGAACACCACCAUCCUGGCAGAGUUUGCUGGGGAGGAGGAGGUGAACCGCUACUUUGCACAAGGCCAGCAGCAGCUCCCGCCCACCACCAGCUGGCAGCCCAACCCCGGCACCAAUCAGACGCGCAUGGGAGGAGGCGGAGGUUCGCAGCAGCACGCUAUUGGCCAUCACUGGAGCAGCGGCGGUGGAGGCCUGGGGGGAGGAACCAAGACGGGCGGAGGCGGAGACCUCCUGUGGGGGGGCGUGCCCCAGUACUCCAGCCUGUGGGGGCCCCCUAGUGGCGAUGACAGUCGCGGUGUCAUCGGGAGCCCCAACCCCAUCAACACACUGUUGCCAGGCGACUUGCUGAGUGGAGAGUCCAUGUAGGACAACACACUAACAAACCAACCAUGAGAAUGGAUGUUUCAACGCUGGAACAGAGUGGAAAAAUAUUAAUAAUAAAUACAGAAUUAUACAAAAAAAUGACAAUGAACAAGAGCAAAACCAAGCAAAUCAUGUGGCGAUAAUCAGUAUCAACGGAACUGUGAAUCGUGUACCGGAAGGCUGGGGCCGACGACACAAGACUGCUGACCCCUACACCCUUCGGUUUUUACGUUUUCGUCUUUUUAAACGGGGAUUUUGUUUUUAGUAUUUGAUAAAUUGUUGGAAGCAAACAAAUGAAAUGUCAAAGACUCAAUGAAGAGAGAACCGUUAAGUGUUUUUAAGUUUCCAUGAAUAUCGCACAUUCUGUGUGAAGUGUUUUUAAGGAGAAGCAAUCGAAAAAGCUGCCAUCUUGAAUCUUUCCUUUGCCCACGAAACUCCAAAUUGAUUUAAAAAAAAAUAAAAAAUACCAUUCCCAGCAUGCCCGUGGCCAAUGAUGUGGUUCAAAGACCUUUUACUUAUGUUAUUGUUUUGUUUCCAAGCACUAACAUUAGCCUUAAGUCUCUACUGCGGCCCAGGUCCUCCUUCAAUCUCAAGCCUUUUUCAUUGUUUUGAAAUUGUAUGAGUUUAAAAGCUUGCACAGUUCCCAUCUCUGAGCCAGUGAAUGGAGAGAACAAGUGUGAUCAACCAAGGUCGUAUUCACUAGGAACGAAAUGGGAGCAAGCGGACCGAAACUGAGGGACUACCUGAACUUUGUCCAAUAAGAAAAGCUUGUUUUCGCAUGCUGUUGCAAAACGUUUUGCCAUGUGUGCUCUAAUGAAUACGACCCCCCCAAGUCACUCGGCAGUAUGAGGCCUGUCAACACUGACCCAACCAAUCAUCAGUUGAAACCUUUUCCGUUUUUUGGUCGUUCAUUUGUUCUUAAAGGGAUUUACACUGCUGUUUAUGUUAUUUUUGUAUAUCCAGGCGCAUUUUUAUAAUAUCUAUCGCAACAUAAACUGAGAGAUUAUUACACAUCGACCGACCUAGCUGCGUCUGUUUUGUGUGUACUUGAGUAUAUGUCUGAUGGAACCUAAUCAUUCACGUCUGGGAGUUCAGAUUACCACUGCUCAGAAGAACUACGACUUCCGCAAAACUCACCUAACGGGACUUACAGGUGCUUCUUGUCAAUUAACAUUAUCAGAUGAUUCCGUUGUUGACCCUCUCGUCCCAAUUAUGGUCCACCAAUUUCUGGAAACGACGACAAAAAAAUGCUUCAACUUGAUGUGACAGUUACAUUGUGCAAUAUAUACGCCACAGACCCUUCUUCCGUCCACACUCAAGUCAAAGCAGGAGCUGGUAUCUUUACAUUUUUCGUUCUUGAUUUUUGUUGUUGUUGAUCAAAGCAAAGAAUUUAAGAACUACAGAAACGUCACCUUUUCUCAUUUUUGAUUCCCACCAGGCCACUUCCUAAGAAACUGUUGCGGAGAGGAGCGAGGAUGGUGUUACUAUUAUAACUGUGCGUUCAGAAACGGUCCAGAAAGCAACCCUGAAACUCCUCAUAUACGUACACAUUGAACUGGGGUACAUGAGAAAGCACCAUCAGAAAGCCCUUCCUCUCCGCGUUGCCACAGCCACACCGAACAGGCUGAAUCCAGAUGGGGGAGUCACUGGAGGGGCACAAUACCAAAUAAGAGGGGUUUCUCCUAAUGCAGUAGAUCUACUACGAGUGUUCCUUGUAUUUGGUACUGUACAGAAAUGUAAAAGAGAGACUAACCUUUUAUCUAUUUCAAAGGGUUUUAUCAUAGCACUUAUGAAGAGAGCUAAACGCUUCAACUUGCAAACCAAUAAAUCAGAAAAAUGGAGCAGCAACUUUGAAAACUGAAAAAGACAACAACAAAAAAACUUGCUCUUUUUGUACUGUAUCUAUACUUGGAAAUAACUUCUGGUAUUUGUUUGCUCCUCUUUGGUCCAAGGACUUGUAUGAACUUUGAAAUGGUAGCAGGAUGAAAAAAAAAAAUGGAAAUCUACUUUUAUCUGGGGGGAAAAUUCUGCAGUGUAUGAUUUUUUUCUAAAGACAUUUUCUUUUAACUAUAUCAAAGUGAAUAUCACUGUUACUCCUAAAUGUUUAGCCUUUUUCUUGUCUGGAGACACUAGACAUGCAAUGUUACCUGUCUCCGGCCAACGGUCGGUCAGAGUGGGGAGGGGGAUGGUCACGGUCCACUGAGUGCCUCUCUGCUGUGGUGCCCAUGGCGACGGUCGCUAGGCAAGGCUACCCCCACAGCAGCAUUUCCUCCUGGGCUUGCACCAAGCUCUCAUUGGACACCCUCAGCCCGGCAGGAAAUCAUGCUCCCUCCAAGACUGGCCAAUCAGCAUGGAGCUAGCUAGCUAACGACCGCGCCAGCAGCACUCGACCUUGUUUCAACGAACCCUCUCCAUUUCCCCUAAUCGUCUUUCACACAAAGAUCACUUUAGCUGGAAUUCAAGAGACAGUCAAAUUUCUGGAAUUUUGCCAGUGAUUGAUGAAUUUUAUUUAGUUUUCAUUUGAAGUUGUUUAUUUUUGUCUACAUGCAGUGGUCUUCAAGGUGGCUGCUUUAAACUAGCCCUUUUCACUGUUCAUAUGCAGAAACACUUUGGUCAGAGGUGCCUCUGUAUGUUCAUCCUGUGUAUUGAAUGCAAACGAGGAUCAAUACUACAGCCCGUCAUUGAUUGUCUAUUAUUAGUUAGUAUCUUAACUGAUUGAUUGAUCAUUGCUUUGUUUUGGACAGUAUGCUGUAGUACUUCCAGGUAGUAUCUCAAGAAGUGUAAGUUAGACCAAUAGGGUGUCUCAGAUGGGUGAGUGUGUCCUGCCUGACCCUAGCUGCUCCACCUGGGUUCCACCAGGGCUGUCCCCUCGCCCCCUCACACAGCUGCUACGCUACACCCUCCAGUCCCCUCCAAGGCAACCAACCUAGACCAGGGCCAUGCCCCUCCCCUUGACCAGACAUAAAAAGCGACUCAGUUCUGUUUCUAUGCAAAAGACUAGAGGCUGCGGGCCCUUUACAGCCAACGUGCCAAUCCUGCCUUAAGGGUUGAGCACCGACUCACAGAGCUAGACCCAACGACCUCUUGAUGUAUGUACCCUUCAGCACUUAGAACAUGUCCGCUCCUGGUCCCUAUAGCUGGGUUUAAACCACAACACUGUCGUAUUCCAAACUUCCACCCUCCCUCUAUGGGGAGUUAGUACCACUGGAGUGGAGGUAUAGUAGGCCUCUCUUUACUGUGCUGAAGAAGACUGAUCUCCUGUCAGCUUGAUCUCAGGGUAGGAGACGACAUUAAAAGAUGCAGCUCUCUCUGUAUGUAUGUCCUUUUGCUGUAGUGUAAGAGAGCCAAGUUCUACACUAACUAAUGGCAAGCUGUGCAGUAGUACUAUAGACUUGUAUUGGCUGGAUAAUUGUUUAUUUGGGAAUGGAAUAGUAAUGAAUUCCCUUCACACCUAUGGGCCUACUGUAAUGUUACAAUGUAGAGGCCCAUUCUGCAUGUAAGAUGCCAAUGUUAUCCUAUGUGCCAAUACCAAAAAUAUAUAGAUCUAUAAAACUAGCCCAUGUUAAACGAUCUGGAGAAUGAGCUCUUCUCUGGAUGGAGGAUCUUUGAUAACCUUUGUGAUGGAGGCAGGGGGGCAGGAGGGAUUAAACAGAUGGGUGGGGGCAGCACACCUCAUCCUGAACUCCUGAGAUAAUGUCUGUCUCAAAUGGCACCCUGUUCACUAGGUAGUGCAUUAUAUAGGGACAUAGGGUGCCAUUUAGGCAGUCUUUGCUUUAGUGGGGAAUGCCCCGUUGUUGAGGAUAAAAUCUUUACUGAGUUUGCGGGAUCCAAGUAUGCUACGGUGCACAGUCAGUUUGACGGGUAAUCCCGGGUACAUAUUUUUUUUUAACCAAAUAUUAAAUUCAAUUUUAAUGUCAUUUUUAAUAUGACGUUUGACACAAUCUAAAAAAUAAAAUGUACAAAAAUCAAUAAAAGAUCUAUAAUAUGUUAAAACUAAAGCGCUGCACUUCUAGCUGAAAUGUCUCCAGUCCUCUAACUUCCAGAAUGCAGGCUGGGGAGCCUUUUUGUGGAUGCUAUAUUUUAUCCUAUUUGUUAGUGUUUCCGCCCAAAGCAGGCCCACAACUGUAUAUUUCCUCGGGCCCACCGGGCAACGAGAGGGGACGCAUUUCAAAACAAAAAAAAACUAAAACGGGACAAGGCUACCUUUUGGGACUCUGAGGUGUCCUGCAGCACACUAGCAAAAAUCACUAUUGCCUGUUUCUGUAACUGCCUUGAUCCAAGCUCAGAGACCAAUUAGCCGGGUGGGGGCCUCCAAACGUCCGCUCUGUGUGGGGGGGUCCCCCUGCUGCACCAGCACUGAGGGACACGCCGUGCACUCUCUCUACAGCUUAACUAUAGAUAGAUGUAUGUGUGUAUGUAUAUAUAUACAUACGGAUAUGUACGUACGGUGUGUGGUAGGUAGCACAUCAACAGACACCUUGGAUCUCAACCUCUAAAACCUUUUGUUCCUUUUUAAAAGGUCUGGGUUCAAUACAAACUGAAGAUGAGCAAUAUUUAUUCCCCUCUGCAAAUAAGUGAUACGAAGGAAAUGGAAUGGGGUUAGGGGUUAAACUGGUACUUGAUGGAUCAUGAAUAAUGUCUUUCCUACCUGGAGUUGGAUAUGCACGUUGUGGAUUUAUGAACAUAUUACAGUAAGUACCUUGAAGUACUUGUUUGUGAAUUUGUCUAAACAGCCCAACCUGAAAAUCACCUGUUUUUUUUAUGUAUACUUUCCCAGUAGAGAAAAAUAUCAUUAAACAUAUCAACACAAAAAUACACAAAUACUUGAAUCAAGGAGAACCAAUAACGUAAUGUGAAGUCUUUUGUAAAAAAAAAAAAAAUUUACAAAAAAUUGAAAGAUUUUAAAAAGUCUGACUUGUACACUUCCAAGCUUUUUGAGGUCAUCAGUUGAAAAAAAUAUAUAUAAAAGAUUUAAAAAAUAUUGGAGAAAAAAAAUGUGCUAAAAUUGUUGUGUGCUUGAAAGUCAAAUGUAUGUGUGCAAACGACUGUGUGCUUGGCAGGCUUAGGACUGCUGUCAUGUUCCAUUCAGUAUGUUGUGUAUUGACAUUGUUGUCUGUCCUUUUAUUCAGUUUAUUUUUUGCUUGUCAACUAUAUUUUGAUAGACAUUGUUAUUAUCUUCUAACAUGGCACUGAGUGUCUUCUACCCCUCACUCAGCUAAUCGUAGACAAACGAGACUAAGUACUGAGGGGAGAGGGUGAUAAAUUCAUGUGUAAAUGUUUACUCAAGGACUUAA
Messenger RNA from Salvelinus fontinalis (brook trout), 12139 nucleotides. RefSeq names its product trinucleotide repeat-containing gene 6C protein-like. The record is from RefSeq and is a predicted model, not a curated record. Gene Ontology annotation, molecular function: RNA binding; protein binding. NCBI's taxonomy places the organism in Eukaryota, Metazoa, Chordata, Actinopteri, Salmoniformes, Salmonidae. The transcript is spliced from 20 exons. The coding region runs from base 858 to 6848 and encodes 1996 amino acids. Gene Ontology annotation, biological process: positive regulation of nuclear-transcribed mRNA poly(A) tail shortening; miRNA-mediated post-transcriptional gene silencing. Gene Ontology annotation, cellular component: nucleoplasm; P-body.